Rotaria socialis is the source of this 2079-nucleotide messenger RNA. Lineage: Eukaryota; Metazoa; Rotifera; Eurotatoria; Philodinida; Philodinidae. The record is from the annotation of a GenBank genome assembly.
AUGAAUACAUUCACAGAUGCUUACGAUGAAAAAAUUCGUCCAUUGAUGGACAAAAUUGAUCAAGCUCGAUCCUUAUUGUCAUCGAAUGAUGAUGGUAUUACAUUGCCGAAUGUUGUUGUUGUCGGUGAUCAGUCCAGUGGAAAAUCAACACUGCUAGAAGCAUUAUCAUUAGUUGAACUUCCAAAAGGCUCCGGUAUCGUCACGAGAUGUCCAUUAGUAUUAAGAUUACGUAAAUCUAAUGUACGAAGACUAUAUCGUGUAAAUGAUACCAAUAAAACUCUACUCGACGAAAAAACUACCAACGUACUGAAAUACAUUGAAGAAGAAACAAGAAAGUUGGCUGGUAAUAAUAAAAAUGUCGUUAAAGAUUUGAUUGAGCUGCAAGUGGACGAUCCUAAUGUACGAGAUUUGACCGUAGUCGACUUGCCGGGCAUCGCGCGUAAUCCUAUCGCCGAUCAACCGAAAGAUAUUCAUAAACAAACAACAGAUUUAAUUCGCCAUUUCAUUCGCCAAGAGGGUAGCGUUAUUUUAUGCGUCUUUCCUGCUAAUGUUGACAUAGCAACAGUUGAGUCAUUUACAAUAGCACGUGAAUGUGAUCCGACAGGAGAACGAACGAUUGGUGUUAUAACAAAAUCUGAUCUUGCUGCAAAUCAUGAUAUCUUGAUACAACAGCUGCUAAUGGAUCGAGCAGAUGUACUUCAUUUGAAGUUAGGCUUCAUUGCUGUCCGUAAUCGCAGUACAGAGGAAAACAUUUCAUUAGAAGAUGCACGUAAGCGUGAAAAGGAAUUUUUUAGUCAACAUCCUGCGUCGAGUAUUGCUGGACAUUGUCUUGGCAUUCAUUCACUUAUUAAUCGUUUAGCUGAUUUAUAUUCUGAUCGCGUCAAAGAAACAUUUCCAAAAAUGCGAGCCGAAGUACAGAAGAAGUUAAAAGAUGUUCGCGAGCAAUUGUCGAAGUUUCCGCCAGAUUUAGGAUCCACCUCAGCUAGAUUAGCUAAAUAUUAUGAACUAGCUGAUUGGUAUGCAGAAAAUAUCAUUGGAAUGCGCUUCAAGAGUUCGGAUGAUGGUCAGCAGAAAAGCAUGAUUAACAAGUUGCAUCAUAAACUCAAGCAAGUUCAAGAAAUCAUGGAGAGAAAAGAUGCGGACCUUUUUUCACCAUCAUAUCGUUCAAAAGUUAAAGAAGCCAUGUCAGCAUGCUUUGGUGAGCAAUUACCAAAUUUUCUACCCCAUCCCGUAUUGAAACAGUUCAUAUGCAAAAAACUAGAUCAACUCUGGGUCGUGAUCGACGUACUCAUCAAAGAAAGUUUUCGUAUGACAUGCCAACUACUAUUAGAAAAUGAUAAAGAUGCAUGCAAAGAUGAUAUUUUAUUGUUGAAAUUAUUACCUACAUUUCGUCAAGUUACUUAUGCGUACUUGACGAAAAAGCAGCAAACAAUAUGUGAUCAAUUACAAGAACUACUCCGAAUAGAAAAGAUUGAACCUUAUACUCUGAAUGAUGUCUACAUGACUAAAAUUAAUAAAUUCAAAGAGCAUGUAGCAAAGUGUAAAUCUAGCAACACAGGUGAGGCAAAGCAUUCUCCAGGGACACAUAAAUAUGACGACGACGACGACGAUGAAUCAGUAUAUGAUGCUAUCUCGAACGAUGACCAAGCAGUGCAAGAUAUGAUAAUUAGCAUAUACUGGUAUUGGAAAGUUUUAUUCAAACGUUACAUGGACUAUGCCGCAUUGUCUGUACGUGCGGGAUGUGUUUUGGACACUUGUUCUGGUAUACGAGAAUGUCUAAGGCAAACUCCUGUUGAACAACCUACUUACGUCGAUGCAGUACUUGCCGAGGACACAUAUGUUCGAGCUCAACGAGAGCAACUACAACAAAAGCAAGUACGUUUGGAAAAAGUGGAUGCUAUACUUGGUGGCGGUCGGAUGCCCAUCGGUGACGAUGUUACGUUAGUUAGUGGCGCAACGUUGCUAGAAAAUUCACCAUUGAUGACAUUAGAUAAACUUGCAGAAAGUAUGACUCUCUCUCGCGAAAUCAACACUACUAGUCCAUCAACACCUGCAUCGACAUCGACUACAUCCAGUUAA